This is a messenger RNA of Nicotiana attenuata, 1210 nucleotides long. RefSeq names its product probable CCR4-associated factor 1 homolog 11. The coding region runs from base 272 to 1081 and encodes 269 amino acids. The record is from RefSeq and is a predicted model, not a curated record. Gene Ontology annotation, cellular component: CCR4-NOT complex; CCR4-NOT core complex; P-body. The transcript has a single exon. Gene Ontology annotation, molecular function: poly(A)-specific ribonuclease activity; nucleic acid binding. Lineage: Eukaryota; Viridiplantae; Streptophyta; Magnoliopsida; Solanales; Solanaceae.
CUUUCUCCUUCUGCAGACCACUGAACUCCCCCACUUGCCUCCUUUUCUAUUUCUUAAUUUAAUACAUCCCCACCUCUUCUUUUCCCUUUCCUAAUAAGCAAUACUAACAUAUUCUUUAUCUUUAUUCACUUCACCAUCUUCCUAUAAAAACCAAUAGAUCUCCACCUGCCACUCCCCACCAAAACAAACAACAUCCUCUUUCCUUCAAAACCCAUAAUUUUUUUUUCAAUUUUAGGGAUUACCCGUUUAAGGAUUUUGGAGAUUAAACGACAUGGCUAUAAAAAUUCGGGAAGUAUGGGCUGAUAAUCUUGAAUCAGAAUUUGAACUCAUUUCUACGGUGAUUGAUCAGUACCCUUUUAUAUCUAUGGAUACGGAGUUUCCCGGUGUUGUUUUCAAGCCUGCUGAAGUUUACCGUCGCCGGCGAAAUUUGCCGUCCGAUCAGUAUAAGUUAUUGAAGUCAAACGUUGACGUAUUGAAUCUUAUUCAGCUCGGUCUUACGUUAUCUGACGCUGAGGGUAAUUUACCUGAUUUGGGCUCCGGCGAAGGUCACCGGUACAUCUGGCAGUUCAACUUCUCUGAUUUUGAUGUGACCCGUGAUCUAUACGCGCCGGACUCUAUCGAGUUGCUCCGGCGACAGGGGAUUGAUUUCGAGAUGAACCGAGAAUGUGGGAUUGACUCGGCCCGGUUUGCAGAGUUUAUGAUGUCGUCCGGUUUGGUAUGUAAUGAUUCAGUAAGUUGGGUCACGUUUCACAGCGCGUACGAUUUUGGGUACCUUGUGAAGAUUCUCACGCGCCGGGAAUUGCCUGGUGGUUUAGAGGACUUUUUGGAAAUUCUUAGGGCGUUUUUUGGAAACAAAGUUUAUGAUGUGAAGCAUAUGAUGAGGUUCUGUAAUAGCCUCUAUGGUGGGUUAGACCGGGUUGCGAGUACAUUGGCUGUGGACCGGGCGGUCGGCAAAUGUCACCAGGCCGGUUCAGAUAGCUUGUUGACGUGGCAUGCAUUUCAGAAAAUGAGGGAUAUUUAUUUCGUAGAAGACGGGCCAGAAAAACACGCUGGAGUCUUGUAUGGAUUAGAAGCUUAUUAGGAGAAGGAAUUCACUAAUUGUAUAAUUGUUAGUAAAUAAAAGCUAUUUAAUUCAUUCUUUUUAAUUGAAACUUUGGUUCUGUGAAUUUAGUUUAAGUUUUAAUGGAAAAGGUUUAAUGAGUUAAACUCC